CCUCUUGCCGACACUCGAGCAAACUAACCGUAAAGAUCAAAGGUAUUUCAAAGCUGGUGUGCUCUAAGAUGAGCGCUCUAUCCAAUCUUGGGCCGUGUUUAUGGAAAAGUGAAAUAGCGAGUGUUGUUCAUUUACGUAUGCUGAAGGAAGAACUGGUGAUUUUCAACUUCGCUCAUGAAAAGCGCUUAUUUUAACACGGUGUCAACAGACUCACCGCCAAAUGGCUUGUUUCGACCGCUUAUCAUUGGGUUUUCUUUUACACUUGUGCCUGUGGCUUUUUCAUCAAGUGGACGGCACCGUUAUUAAUAUUUAUUCAUCGUUAGAGCCGUAUAGUAUUUUAGCUAAUUUAAGUAGACCGGGAUGGACGAAUUACACGCUUGAAGCAUCGAACCCCGACGAACACACGACUCUUCAAAUUCUGUCUAUUGAUUCAACAAACGGAUUAUUGCGAAUGAUUCGCAAGCCAGACUGCACAUCUCUACAGCUUAAUCCGUUUAAUAUUUAUGUAUCGUCGAAUUCCAUUUUUAAUUCAGCAGAGAGGACUCUAAGACCUCUGACCGUGACAAUUUUUGGAAAAAACUGCUUUAGAAAGCUUCAGAGAAAAGUGUCUUGGACCGCUCCAGUCGGAACGCGUGUGCUUCGAUUGAAAGACUUCAUUCACGAAGAAGAUCCUGCGUCGCUAAGGCUUAGAGAUACACCAUGGAGAAAGUAUUUCAGAUUCGACGCCAAAUCCGAUUAUUUGGUGCUUCGAAAAUCGUUACUUGGACUUCAAGAAAACACUCUGGUAGUGGAGUUGGCAUUUCCGGUUGGUUCUGAGAAUGCGAGUGGAAAUAAACAAGUUCUUGUAGCGCGACUUGAGUUGUUUAUCGAUAAAAACGCAAACAAUUUUGCCAAGAAGGUACGCCGAUUUCGUCGUCGACCACAGAAAACAGCUCCCCGUUUCUCCAGCUCUCAGUUAAUAGCUAAGGUUAGAGAAAAUGGUCCCGUAGGAACAAGCGUUAUUACGAUUCAAGCACAAGAUACGAACAAUGGGUACGCUGGGAAAAUUAAAUACUCGAUGGAAGCGUCCCAGAAUUUACUCAGUCAGUCGUUCUUUGGGAUCGAUCCUAACACGGGAUUAAUAAAAACUUCAGCUUCUUUAGAUCGUGAAAAGAUGCCGACGCACUAUUUUCGUAUCAAAGCCGAAUACGAACAAGAAAGAUCGUUGUAUGCUGAAGCAGAUCUGACCAUCUAUGUCGAUGAUGUAAACGACAACGCGCCGAACUUCGAAUCAUCCUCCUACAGCAAAGUCAUACCAGAGGAUAUUUUUAUCGGAGAGACGGUCCUUGAUGUGCGGGCACGCGAUUUAGAUACAGGUUCCAAUGCAGAUAUCCGUUACAACAUCAUUAAUAAUAGUGGUGUUAACAGUGCAUUUGCAAUUGGUCAAAGUAGUGGUUCAAUAACUGUAGACAAACAUCUGGAUCGAGAAACUGUACAGCAAUACUCCCUUACUGUCCAGGCAAGUGAUAGUGCAUCCCCUCCUAAAACAGACCAGGCCACUGUGCGAAUUACUGUUACUGAUGUCAAUGACUGUGUUCCUCAGUUUUUAAAGAGAGAAUACUCCAAAAAGAUUCCUGAAAACAUCAAAACAGGGGAGCUAGUUUUGACUGUAAGUGCAUCAGAUGAGGACCUUGGCACCAAUGGUGAAGUCACCUACAGUUUUAGCAGUGGUAAUGACCAGGAACUUUUUUCUAUCAAUCAUCUUAAUGGUCAGAUCAAAGUAAACAAGAAACUUGAUUAUGAGUACAUUCCAGUGCAUACACUUUUUGUGAUGGCUCAAGACAAAGGUGAAUCGCCAAAUUACAACGAAACCUCAGUGGAGAUAUACCUUAUUGAUGUCAAUGACAAUGCACCUCAGUUUGUGAAUUCUGAUUUUCAAGAAAUGGUCUCGGAACGUGAGAGUGUAGGACACACCUUUACUCGUGUUACUGCAUUUGACGCAGAUGAUGGUACAAACCAACAGAUCAUUUACAGUUUAGUGGAGUCCAAUUUACCAUUCGGUAUUAACAGCCAAACUGGGGACUUGUACCUUACCAGAAAAUUAGACAGAGAGACAGUGAAUCAAUAUGUAUUUCACGUCAAGGCUGAAGAUAAGGGCAGGCCCCCUAUGAGCAGCCAAACUAAAGUGACUGUCAAUGUGGGAGACAUAAAUGACAAUCCUCCAAGAUUUUCAAAAUCCAUUUAUUUUGGAUCAGUGGAGGAGAAUGCUAAAUUUGGAACAACCAUUGUUCAGGUGACAGCUACCGACCCUGACCUUGGGCAGACUACCAUCUUUUACAGUCUCCAGAUGUCUAUUCCUAGUCAAAGACGAUGCUUUCAAAUUUCUGGUAAUGGUGUGAUAACAUUAUCAUGUAGACUGGACUUUAGCAAGACUAGAUUCUACUCGUUAACAGUAAAAGCUAGAGACAGUCAAUUGGAAAGCUCUGCAGGUGUGCGCUUUAAUGUAACUGAUUCUAACACUCACAAGCCCAUUUCCCAACAACUUAUUUAUAGACAAAGGAUCAGUGAGGCUACCGCAGUUGAUGGAAGGGUUCUUAUUGUCAAGGCAACUGAUGGUGACCAAGGAUUGAAUGCUAAACUGACCUAUGCAAUUGAACAAUCUCUGCGAGACUUUAAAAUCAAUUCUAAAACUGGCGAGAUUACUGUGUUGCUCCCUUUAGAUCAUGAAACAACUUCACAGUACAGGUUUGAAGUGAGUGCAACUGAUCAUGGUAAUCCACCAUUUAAAGGAACUGCUAAUGUACAUAUAACAGUAACAGAUGUAAAUGACAACAAACCAAGAUUUUUACAGUCCAACUAUGAAAAAUCCAUUCUGGAAAAUGUACGGCCUGGAACACGAGUUUUGGAAGUCUCUGCAGUUGAUGAUGAUGAGGGUUCAAAUAAAGCCAUUAUCUACUCAUUUGCAAAAAAUGGUGAUGGAGGUGGUGCUUUUCAAAUUGACAGCAAUCAGGGAGUUAUCAGAACUUUGCUGUCACUUGAUCGUGAAACAAUUCCCGAAUAUGAACUGACUGUGGUUGCUGCUGACAAAGGCAGACCAUCAAUGAAAUCAACCGUGAAAGUCAAGAUAACAUUGGAAGAUGUUCGUGACAGUAAACCAAAAUUUGAAAAGGAUCCGUAUGUAGUGUUUCUUGAUGAAGAUGUGAGAAUGCGUUCCAAUGUGGUCACCGUUAAAGCAGUGUCCCAAGACCUUGUUCAAGGUGGUGAGAUUUUUUACAGCAUUGUGUCUGGCAAUGAUCCAUUAACAUUUGUCAUUCAGAGAAAUGGUGUGAUUAUGACCAAGAGAUUGUUAGAUUAUGAAACAAAACCUGAGUAUAUUCUAAAGGUGCGGGCAACAUCAUCGCCAUUCUUUGUUGAAACAAUUGUCAAUGUGACACUGAAAGAUGUAAAUGAUAACUCGCCUGUACUUCAGGAUUUCUUUGUUGUCAUAAAUGUUCGAGAUGAAAGCUCUACUACACCGCCAAAGUUUAAAAUACCUGCAUAUGACCCUGAUGUUUCUGACCGUCUUACAUAUGAAAUCAGUGAAAUAUCACAAGGAGAUUGGGACAUGUCUUUGAACAGAACGACAGGUUAUCUUGAGGUCAAUCCCAAAGUCUUAGUCAACACGUUAGUAAGGCCAGUCCAACUUAAGGUUAGAGUUUCUGAUGGAAGGAAUAGCCUUCCCGCCAAUGGUAAAAUUUUUGCAACAUUGGUGACACCUCAAAUGCUCAACAACAGCUUUACCCUGGAUGUCCAUGAUGUCACUAUCAAAGAAUUCUUUGAUAAAUCCUAUGAGGGUCUUGUGAGGGGAAUUGCUUCUGCUGUGAAUUGUGAGGACUACCAGGUCAGAUUGUUUAAUAUAGAAUCAAGGAUAAUCAAGGCAAAGUCACCACUUGAGGAUGAUAUUUCUAAUCUCAAGCUCUGGGUGGCUGUUUAUAAAAAUGAUCGCUUUAGCUUUUAUAGUCCUUUGUAUGUGAGAGACAUGGUGUACAUAAAUAUGGUACAGAUUUCCAAAAUGGCAAAAGUCACUCUCCUUCCUUUCAAAGAUGGCUUGUGUGUUGAUGAAAUAUGCAACUUCCCCCUACCAACAUCCAGAAAGAGCUGCUUGUCACACACUGACUAUACUGACAAAUCCAACACCUACAGCUCAUUAAAGGUGGUAUUCCGCUCAGUUGGAGUGCAAACUAAUUACAGAUGCCCCUGUGCUACUGACUAUCGAGGAGAAAGUUGUGACACAGGUUUAAACUUGUGCUACUCCAAUCCUUGUGGAAACAAUGGGAAGUGUGUGAGUGUAGAGGAAGGCUACUCUUGUAUAUGCAAUCCAGGAAGAACUGGUGUAAACUGUGAGAUUGACAUGUCAAAGAGCAAGUGUCCUACAGACUCAAAAGCGACAGAAAAUCAUCUAAAUGCAAAUCCAUGCCAUAGUGAUGGUGGUUGUAAAAAUGUUCUUGGAAGCGGGUUCACCUGUCAGUGCAAAGAUCCGAGUGAAGUUGAUGGGUCACUGUGCCAACUGACAACGCGCAGUUUUGAAAAAGGAUCAUUUGUUGCCUUUCCAGCAUUGAAACAAAGAUGGCGUUUACACAUACAGAUGGAGUUUACUACCACUGAGCACAGUGGGCUUUUGCUCUUCAAUGGACGGUAUGAUGGAAAACAUGACUUUAUUGCAGUGGAAGUGUGGCAAGGACAAGUUCGGUUCAGGUUUUCACUGUUUUCCCAUGAAGUCAUUGUUACAUCAAAUGUAAAUGGUGGUGUCAUUGACGGCAAUUGGCAUAAAGUAGAAGUGGCAUUUCAGAACAGGACUGGCAUUAUCAUUGUUGAUGACUGUAAACUUGCAGUGGCAGUGAAUUUUGGGACCAAAGCUGCCUCCUUCCCAUGUGCCGCAGCACAGCAACUUCAAAUUAAAGAUGAAUCUGAAAAUUACAGCUCCUUGGAUCUGACAGGCCCUCUUCUUCUCGGGGGGCUCGUGCAGCUACCAGUUAAAUUCCCAGUCCUCUACAAACAUUUUACUGGCUGCAUCAGGAAUGUUUACAUCGAUCACAAGUUCUUGGACCUCAGUCAGCCAUUGUACAACAACGGAACCAGUGCUAAAUGUAAAGCAAUGGGCAACACGUGCGCAUAUAAACCUUGCGAGCGAGGCACGUGUUUUAACAUACUUGGUUCUCGCCGGUGUGACUGUCCCACUGGGUUUGAUGGAAGUCGCUGUGAAACAGGUGUGAAAUACACUGCGAGAUUCUCAGGACAGAGUUUUAUGAGGGUGCCUGCCAACUCAAGGGUCAAUCUUCCGUGGAGUGUUUCAAUGAGAUUCCGCACAGCCAAGCCUUCAGGAACUCUGCUUGAAACCUCUUUUUCGUCAUCAUCUUCGGUGUUAGAGUUGGUUGAUGGUAAACUGUCGUACAACUACAAAGGGCUGUUAGUUCUCCAAUUGCCUCACAUAGCCGUGAAUGAUACCCAGUGGCAUCACAUCGAGAUCCUCUGGACAGAUUCUUCCCUUAACAUAACAAUGGACUACAUCUACAAAGUUUCUGCAGAUGCAUCCAGUGGAAAAGACCUUGGAGUUGCCAGACAGUUUUUCAUGGGAGCGAGGAAGAAUUCUACCAAGUCUGCAGUGUAUGGUGGAUUUAGAGGCUGUAUACAAGGGGUUUUUGUCGGAAGCACUGAGAUCAACAUGAACUCUGGAGUCAAUCACAAAACAACAUCUGUUUGUGAAGAGAAAAUGGGAAGCCACUGCUCAUCGAACCCUUGUCCAGACUACAGCACGUGCCAAGAGGAAUUCGACUCCUACAAAUGCAUAUGUCCCGUAGGUUACGUUGGUAAACACUGCCUGCGCGUAUGUUCUCUUAAGCCAUGCCGACAUGGCAAAUGUGAAAGUACAAACCAUGGAAAGGGAUUCCGAUGUGUUUGUCCUCAACAGUACACUGGGGAAUUUUGUGAAGUCCGCAUGGAGAUACCCUGUCGAGAUAAGUACUUUGGUGCUUCAAGUAUAGGCGUCUGUGGUCCGUGUAAAUGUGAAGUGGGGAUGAAUUUGAGUCCAGUUUGUAACAAGUCUACAGGAGAGUGCUAUUGUAAUGCAAAGCACUAUCGAAAGAUUGUAAGCUACACAUUCUCGGGUGCCCCUGUGUUUAGUGAUGGCUGUUUUAGAUGUGACUGUGAAGAGAUUGGUAGUACUGGUGAUCAGUGUGCUACAGAGAAUGGCCAGUGCCCUUGUCUUAAAGGCCGAAGGGGAGGGAAGAAUGUGGUCGGAAGGCGUUGUAAUCAGUGCGAAGACAAACAGGGUCAGAUUGUGAGCGGUAGAGGCUGUGUGGUUAUAAACACAUCAUGUCCAAGAGCAUUUGCUGAAGAAAUAUGGUGGAAAAAAGCCGCGUUUGGGACAACAGCAAAAGAAAAAUGCCCAUUCGGAUCAUCGGGAACAGCAACUCGGUUUUGUCACAAGGAUGAUGGCUGGCAGAAACCAAGUCUACUUAAUUGUGUAUCCAACUCAUUCUUUGUUUUGCAGCAGAAGCUAAAAAACUUGACGUCUGGUAACGUUGACUGGAAGCCAGAUUUCGCCCUUGGUAUAGGACAGCAGUUAGAUCUUGCCAUCACGUUAUCCCCUCAACUGUACGCCAGAGACAUAGAAAUCGCACUGACGAUUAUUACCACUCUGUUUGGAUACGAGAGUCAACAAAACUCCAGCACGCUUGUUUCAGCCAAGACCAAGGAGUUUGCGAAGGUCCUUCUUCAGUCAGCCAGUACGCUGUUUAGCUCCGAUAACAAAGAUGUGUGGGACGUCGUUCAACGGCACUCCGCAGGGACAGCGGCUUUGUUGAAACAGAUGGAAAACUUCAGCGGAAACUUAGCCAGAAGUCUACCGUACUUAAAACGAGACUCGCGCAGAUACAGACGCUCUACCGACAGCAUUUUGCCACCGUACACGAUUAUUACUCCCAAUAUUGUUAUGGAACUUCAUCCAGUGUAUGUCAAAGGAUUCUCUGGAUUAUCGUACCCCGCGAGAACAGACGUUUACAGCGACUCUCCUUAUAAAAUUUGGCGUAAUAUCUCCAAUAGAAUUUACCUUCCUAAACCUUUCUUUCGUGGAACAGACGUGGAAGACAACAUAGGAGUUGGCUUCAUGAUCAUCAGAAAUAUCGGCGAUUUAUUACCCAAGGCGUUUGACGCGAAGAUCCGUGACUCGAAGUACAACGUUGAAGUCAGCUCUGAUGUCAUCUCUGUCAAGUUACCUGAGAUGGAAAUGGCUCCCUUAACAUAUCCUGUCCGCAUUGCCUUUGCCAACAGACUUGUGAAUCGAUCGUCUUACAUUUGUGUGCACUGGAAUUAUUCAGUACCAGACACGCGUGGUGGUGGUUGGUCACGUUACGGGUGUAAAUCAGUGAAGACCAAUAGAACUCACACAGUGUGCUCUUGCACUCACCUAACGGCUUUUGCAGUCCUGUCAGACUUAAAUCUUCAGUAUCCCGAGCAAGCAGCCUUUGCCAUGCGUUUGGUGACCUACAUUGGUAUAUCGGUGUCCCUGGUUCUGUUACUGACAGCUUUUAUACUAUUCUUGUGUCUAAGAAAUCUGAAGAGCAAUUCGAUAACAAUUCAUAAGAACCUUAUUGUAGCGGUCUUCGUUGCGGAGCUGACGUUCCUCUUGGGAAUCAACAGAACGGCAGAUCAGAGAUUGUGUCAGUUGAUCGCCAUAGUGCUGCAUUAUUUCUUCAGCGCUUCUUUCUCGUGGAUGUUCGUCGAAGGUCUGCACAUGUAUCGCAGGCUCAGGGAAAAGAGGAAUAUAGACACUGGCAAAAUGUCCUUCUAUUUCUUUAUGGGGUGGGGAUGUCCCGCUAUUGUGGUCGGAGUUUCCGCUGGCUUAGCGAACGAGGGCUAUGGAAACCAGAGAUUCUGCUGGAUGUCAACAGAUGGAACACUUAUCUGGACGUUUACGAUUCCGAUCAUCAUCAUUGUCGCGCUCAACACACUCGUCUUUAUCAUGGCAUUGUUCACAUCACUUCAAAAACAAUCAAGAAAGAGACGUCGCCGGCAUCACCACCAUCACCAUGACGAGGAACAGUCUAACUUGACUGCCGGAUUACGAGCCACAGCCGGUCUUCUUCCCCUGAUAGGAGUAUCUUUCGCGUUCGCCAUUUUGAUGGUCAAUGAAGAUUUGGAAACCUUUCACUAUAUCUUUGCUGCCUUUACGUUCUGCCAGGGCCUGUUUAUAUUAGUGUUUUAUCUCCUAUUGGACAAGACGGUUCGGAAGGAGUUCAAGAAUGUGUACAUGCGCUGGAAGACUAAGGACAAGACAUACGGGAUACAGAAACCCACGCAGCAUUUUAAACGCUCCUAUCACUCAGGGGAGACGGCACCUCUCCGAUCCCCGUAUGAUUUUGACGACGAUGAAAACGCCACUAGCACAUCUACCACGAAGCCAUCCAGCAGCGGUUUCCGUAACAGUGUAACGAGUCGGUUCACCACAGACAACAGUAUCACCGAUACUAUAGGAGAUGAAGAUACCAGUGUACCAGACGGAAAAUCGCCAAAGGCCAAGUACCCUGAUAAUCCUGAACUCGAGCGAGCCCGGAAAAUAUGGGAACAGACCGAUAAGUCAGGUAUCCUUACUGUCUGCUACAUAAUUCUUAUGGUGUUCGUACGGAGAAUUUGUCACAAGAUCAACUUAUAUUCCCCUACCUGUCUAAAGAACUGUGGUGCUUUGUUGGUUGGAGAGUUUAAAAAGACCCCACAAAUGCCCUGAACCAAAGUACAGAUAUUACGCACCAUCGAACAUGACGACGAGGUUAAAGCGAAGAGAAGUGAUUCCGCGUCAUGGCGGAUUUAACGGCGCCAGACUAAACAGACGGUUUGUGUACGGAAGAUUUAAACCGCUCAGGGCCAUUCGCGAUACUGAAGAAAACAGCUUUUUUACAUGUGCAUGUUUUGCA
Molecule: messenger RNA, 8927 nt
Organism: Pocillopora verrucosa
Lineage: Eukaryota; Metazoa; Cnidaria; Anthozoa; Scleractinia; Pocilloporidae
Source: RefSeq, a predicted model, not a curated record